This is a messenger RNA of Striga asiatica, 2655 nucleotides long. Lineage: Eukaryota; Viridiplantae; Streptophyta; Magnoliopsida; Lamiales; Orobanchaceae. The record is from the annotation of a GenBank genome assembly.
AUGCAGUUGGAAGAAGUGGAAGAAGAAGCAUUUACUGACUACAAAAGAAAGCAAUUUUCCAAGACGGUAGGAUUUGUGCAUAUACAGAUCAAUGCCAUAUGUCUUUCUGGAGGAGCAGUGAAAUGGGAGUGUAGGGAAGAUAGGAAUGGAGCAUUUGUGGUAGAAUGGCAGAAGGAAGAAGCUGAAGUAGAUGAUAUUCAUGUAGCAGUUCUGUUGGCAGUUAGAGGAGCUUUGGAGGUAACUGGAAGCAGGAACUGGCAGAGAAUUCAAUGGAGCAUCCCAAAUGAACAGACUCUACUUCAGCUUCUUUCUCACACAAUGGCUGGGAAAGGCGAAGGUCCCGCUAUUGGAAUUGAUUUGGGAACGACGUACUCAUGCGUCGGCGUGUGGCAGCACGACCGUGUCGAGAUCAUCGCCAAUGACCAGGGCAACAGGACCACGCCGUCCUAUGUCGGGUUCACGGACACCGAGAGGCUCAUUGGUGAUGCCGCGAAGAACCAGGUUGCUAUGAAUCCGACCAACACUGUUUUUGAUGCUAAGAGGCUGAUCGGCAGACGCUUCACAGAUGCAUCCGUGCAGGGCGACAUGAAGCUCUGGCCAUUCAAAGUCAUCUCUGGUCCAGGCGACAAGCCCAUGAUUGUCGUUAACUACAAGGGCGAGGACAAACAGUUUGCUGCCGAGGAGAUUUCCUCAAUGGUCCUAAUGAAAAUGCGUGAAAUUGCCGAGGCCUACUUGGGCUCAUCUGUCAAGAACGCUGUUGUCACUGUCCCUGCCUACUUCAAUGACUCUCAGCGCCAGGCCACUAAGGAUGCUGGUGUCAUUGCUGGUCUCAACGUCAUGCGAAUCAUCAACGAGCCCACAGCUGCAGCCAUUGCGUACGGUCUCGACAAGAAAGCAACGAGCGUUGGCGAAAAGAAUGUCUUGAUUUUUGAUCUUGGAGGCGGCACUUUUGAUGUCUCUCUCUUGACCAUUGAGGAAGGAAUUUUCGAGGUUAAGGCCACUGCUGGAGACACCCAUCUCGGAGGAGAAGAUUUCGAUAACCGAAUGGUGAACCAUUUCGUUCAGGAAUUCAAGAGGAAGCACAAGAAGGAUAUCACCGGCAACCCGCGUGCUCUUCGCAGGCUGAGGACCGCUUGCGAGCGUGCGAAGAGGACUCUCUCGUCCACUGCCCAGACCACAAUCGAGAUUGACUCUCUCUACGAAGGCGUUGACUUUUACUCCACUAUCACCCGUGCCAGGUUCGAGGAGCUGAACAUGGAUCUCUUCAGGAAGUGUAUGGAGCCCGUCGAGAAGUGUUUGAGAGAUGCCAAGAUGGAUAAAAGCACUGUACACGAUGUCGUCCUCGUCGGUGGCUCGACUAGGAUCCCGAAAGUUCAGCAGCUUUUACAAGACUUUUUCAACGGGAAGGAGCUUUGCAAGAGCAUCAACCCUGACGAGGCUGUUGCUUACGGUGCUGCUGUCCAGGCCGCCAUUCUGAGUGGCGAAGGUAACGAGAAGGUGCAAGACCUUUUGCUUCUCGACGUAACUCCUCUUUCUCUCGGCCUCGAGACUGCUGGAGGUGUGAUGACUGUCUUAAUCCCGAGAAACACUACAAUCCCGACGAAGAAGGAGCAAGUCUUUUCUACCUACUCGGACAAUCAGCCAGGUGUCUUGAUUCAGGUGUAUGAAGGAGAGAGAACGAGGACCCGUGACAACAAUCUGCUUGGCAAAUUCGAGCUUUCCGGCAUUCCGCCGGCCCCACGUGGUGUACCUCAGAUCACAGUCUGCUUCGACAUUGAUGCUAACGGUAUCUUAAAUGUGUCUGCUGAGGACAAAACAACCGGUCAGAAGAACAAGAUCACUAUCACUAACGAUAAGGGCAGACUUUCCAAGGAUGAGAUUGAGAAGAUGGUUCAAGAGGCUGAGAAGUACAAGUCGGAAGAUGAGGAGCACAAGAAGAAGGUCGAGGCGAAGAAUGCGCUCGAGAACUAUGCGUACAAUAUGAGGAACACUAUCAAGGAUGAGAAGAUUGCUUCCAAGCUGCCUGCUGCUGACAAGAAGAAGAUUGAGGAUGCUAUUGAGUCGACCAUUCAGUGGCUUGAUGGGAACCAGCUGGCAGAGGCUGAUGAGUUUGAGGAUAAGAUGAAGGAGCUCGAGGGAAUCUGCAACCCCAUCAUAGCUAAGAUGUACCAAGGUGCGGGUGGUGACGGCCCCAUGGAUGAUGAUGAGGUGCCUCCGGCUUCUGGAGGAGCGGGUCCCAAGAUCGAGGAGGUCGAUUAAAUGAAUGGCUUUGGGAUUUGGGGUUUCUUUUUUAUUUAUUGGUUUUUGUUGGACAAGGUUAUUAUUAUUAUUAUGAUUAUGAUGUUUUCUUGGGAUAAUUGUGGCUUUUGAGAGAGUAUCUUUGGUGCUCGUCUCUUUGGCCUUUUGCGUUUUUGAUUCACCUACGAUGAUGUUGCUAUGGUACUAUGUUGAAUGGAUGGUUUUUUGUUUUGAAAUUUCUGGAGUUGUGUUUUUAGUUUGCUGUUCAGAAUACUGAAUCUUGAUGACUGUGAUUUUGAUUUUGAUUAAGGGAUGGAUGAAGAACUCAUUUUUGUUCCCUAGGAAAAAUAGGUAUUAUAAAUUAUUAUAAUGUUCCUUUUGUGCUUGCUACAUUUGAUGCAACUUUUUAAAGCUUCC